UCACAACUUACCAAAUACAAAGAUUUGAGUGUCAAAAAUUUCCGCUUCCUUUGGCUAGCUGCUCAACUGGCUUAAUUUGAUAAAACAAGAAAACAAAAAUGGAAGGUGAUAUCAAUCAACAAAGAUCCUAUUCCUCUCCAUCAUCACACUUGGAUCAGGGAGCAUCUUCUACUCAACAACAACCACAUGUAUCAAACUUGAAAUCUGUUAGUUUAACAAAUCACAGACAAGUAGCUAAUGCAGGAGAUGCAAGCCUUCAGGCCCUAAGGCCGCUUUUCGUUAAAAUUCGGUCUUCUUUAAGCUCUCUUCUACCAGAUUUGGCUAAUUACUGGAGCGCAGCAAGGACACCACAAGGAGAACUGGAGAAGAUAGUGUCAGAGGAACCAAGCUCAAGAGAAAGAACAUUAGAUGAAUACCGUGCCCUGUGUGGUCCCCUCCUUCAAGCUGCCUUAAAGGGUGAUUGGCCGGCUGCUGAGGCUUUUCUUAGGCAAUACCCAUACUGUGUUCGAGUUCCCAUAUCGAAACAGCGUGAUACCGCACUACACAGUGCAGUGGCCGUAAAAGGCACCUCUUUUGUAAAAGAACUGUUGAAACAGAUGAAUCCCGAUGAUUUGGAAUUAAGAAACAUAAAUGGAGUUACAGCCCUUCACGUUGCUGCUCAAACGGGAGAUGUAAGAAUCGCCAAGGAGAUGGUGGAAAAGAACAAACAACUUCCAUUGAUAAUUAAUAGCCAAAGAAUGAAACCGGUUCACGUUGCAGCUCAUCUAGGACACACACACAUGGUGGAUUAUCUAUUCUCUGUGACUUCUUUUGAGAAGUUCAAUACUGAUGAACGCAUUAAUCUCCUUCAUUUUACUGUUUCGGCUGGUUUUUACGGUAUUGCAUUGGAAAUUCUGACAAAGGAUCCGAACUUAGCAAAUGGCGAUGCUGGCACUGAAUUUAGGCGAAGAGCUUUGGCAGAGUUGGCCAGAAAACCUUUUGUCAUUGGCCGCCAAAGUCGGCUAUCAUUAUGGAAAAGGCACUUAAAUUCCUGGCACAAAGGGAUAUAUCACAAUGAUUUGAUGGGGACACUUGCCCAUCAAUUAGUUGAACGGCUCUGGAACAUGGUCAAUGAAGUGCCAAGGGAACGUUUUUCAUCAAAAUUGGUUCAUGAUCAUAUGACUUUACUUGUUGAAGCUGCAAAAGUAGGAAAUGUUGAAUUUCUAAUUAUACUUGUACGCUCUUAUCCUGAUCUCUUAUGGCAAGUAGAUGAAGAUUAUGGGAGUUUGUUUCAUGUUGCUAUUUCAUAUCGGCAAGAGAGUGUAUUCAAUCUAAUAGAUGAGAUAGGUAGCAUGAAGGAAAAUUUUACAACCUAUAUUGCCAAAGGUAAUAACAACAUGUUGCACUUUACUGGAAAAUUGGGUGCUAAUUCAGAUCGAUUAACGUCAGCCCUUCAAAUGCAACAGGAGUUGCUGUGGUUUAAGAAAAUAGCAAAGAUUGUGCCGCCUUCAUAUGUGAACAUGAAGAAUUCCGACAAUGAAACACCUAGCGAUAUAUUUAUAAAGGAGCAUCAAGAGUUGUAUAAAAAAGGUGAAAAGCGGAUGAAGGAAACAGCAAACUACUGCAUGCUUGUGGCAACAUUGAUUGCUACUGUGGUUUUCGCUGCAGCCUUCACUGUACCCGGUGGCAAUGAUCAAAUAACAGGGAAACCUCUUCUUUUGAAUAGUAAUUCAUUUACGGUAUUCUUCAUAUCAAAUGCCAUAGCAUUGGUCUUCUCUUCAACUUCAAUCUUAAUAUUCUUGUCAAUUCUUACAUCACGUUAUGGAGAUGAGGAUUUUUUCAAGUCAAUACCUUUAAGGUUACUGUUUGGACUUGCUGUACUCUUCGUUGCUAUAGCAGGCAUGGUAAUAGCCUUCAGUGCAACCUUGUUUUUGGUAUAUUACAGCAAAGCAGCAUGGGCUCCGAUUGUUAUUACUUCUUUGACUACUAUCCCAAUAAUUAUCUUUGUUCUAGCACAUUUGCAACUUUAUGUUGAUACAAUUCACUCAACAUACUGGUCUAGAUUUCUUUUCCAGUCACACAAACGUAAAAUUUUCUAGUGGAAGAUGCUGAUUGGGAAAUUGAUGAAUAGAAAAUAUUGUCAGAGGUGAUCGAGGGGUUUGAGCAAGGAUGCCCAGGGAAAGAAUAGAGCAAAUCAAGACUUUGAAUUUUUCAUUUGGUUAUUUCCAUUAGGACUUU
Corylus avellana is the source of this 2217-nucleotide messenger RNA. The record is from RefSeq and is a predicted model, not a curated record. Lineage: Eukaryota; Viridiplantae; Streptophyta; Magnoliopsida; Fagales; Betulaceae.